This is a messenger RNA of Salarias fasciatus (jewelled blenny), 1856 nucleotides long. It is a transcript of the gene mapk10, whose product is annotated as mitogen-activated protein kinase 10. The record is from RefSeq and is a predicted model, not a curated record. Bases 306 to 1736 code for a protein of 476 amino acids. Gene Ontology annotation, molecular function: ATP binding; MAP kinase activity. The transcript has 14 exons. Lineage: Eukaryota; Metazoa; Chordata; Actinopteri; Blenniiformes; Blenniidae. Gene Ontology annotation, biological process: protein phosphorylation.
CUCUCUGCUCUGGUAGGUCCACAAUGGUACAGCCAGCAUCUUGCAGCACAAUGGUUGCAAGGUGGUGAGCUGGGGGAGAGUGAUUCAGCAUCAGCGAACCUCGGUUCCAUCCACCUCUGCUUCUUCUUCUUUUAUUUUUCAUUUCUUUCUCAUCGCCCCCGCUGUUUAUUUUCGAGCCUUUCUCUCCUCCGUUAUCUCCGUGAACGUCUCCGUUAAGCCCUCAGCGAUGCUCUCCGCAACGUUUCCCGUCGGGAUGUUUUGAAAAGGACUGGCACCGGACUGGGAUCGUCAUCAGCUGGCACGGAAUGGUAUUUAUGAGCAGACAUUUCUUAUAUAACUGCAGCCAACCAGUCCUGGAUGUAAAGAUAGCCUUUUGUCAGGGUUUUGGAAAACAAGUGGAUGUGUCAUAUAUUGCCAAGCAUUACAACAUGAGCAAAAGCAAAGUGGACAACCAGUUCUACAGUGUGGAAGUGGGAGACUCUACCUUCACAGUUUUAAAGCGCUACCAGAAUUUAAAGCCCAUUGGCUCUGGAGCUCAGGGAAUCGUCUGUGCGGGCUAUGAUGCUGUCCUGGACAGAAAUGUAGCCAUCAAGAAGCUGAGCAGACCCUUCCAGAACCAGACCCACGCCAAGCGUGCAUAUCGGGAGUUGGUACUUAUGAAAUGCGUCAAUCACAAAAAUAUUAUCAGUUUAUUAAAUGUCUUCACGCCACAGAAAUCAUUAGAAGAAUUUCAAGACGUGUACCUAGUGAUGGAGCUGAUGGAUGCCAACUUGUGCCAGGUGAUUCAGAUGGAGCUCGACCAUGAGAGAAUGUCCUACCUGCUCUACCAGAUGCUGUGUGGCAUCAAACAUCUGCACUCAGCCGGCAUUAUUCACAGGGAUCUCAAACCAAGCAAUAUAGUGGUGAAGUCAGACUGCACUCUGAAGAUCCUGGACUUCGGUCUUGCCAGGACUGCAGGCACCAGUUUCAUGAUGACCCCCUAUGUGGUGACUAGAUACUACAGAGCUCCGGAGGUCAUCCUGGGAAUGGGAUACAAGGAGAAUGUGGAUAUUUGGUCGGUGGGGUGCAUUAUGGGAGAAAUGGUGCGCCACAAAAUCCUUUUCCCUGGCCGGGACUACAUUGAUCAGUGGAACAAAGUGAUCGAGCAGCUCGGCACGCCCUCGCCAGAGUUCAUGAAGAAGCUCCAACCCACGGUGCGGAACUACGUCGAGAACCGGCCGAAGUACGCGGGCCUCACUUUCCCCAAGCUCUUUCCUGACUGCCUUUUCCCUGCUGACUCUGAGCACAACAAACUCAAAGCUAGUCAAGCCAGAGACCUGCUGUCAAAGAUGCUGAUCAUCGACCCCGCUAAACGGAUAUCAGUGGACGAGGCCUUACAGCACCCCUACAUCAAUGUGUGGUACGAUCCAGCCGAGGUGGAGGCGGCCAGAGAUCUCAUUGAGAUGUCCAUGCCUCCACCUCAGAUCUACGACAAACAGCUGGAUGAAAGAGAACACUCCAUUGAUGAAUGGAAAGAACUAAUCUACAAAGAGGUGAUGAACUUUGAGGAGAGAACGAAGAAUGGCGUUGUGAAGGGACAGCCUUCACCUUCAGGUGCAGCCGUGAACAGCAGCGAGAGCCUCCCUCCCUCCUCCUCCAUCAAUGACAUCUCCUCCAUGUCCACCGACCAGACCCUGGCCUCAGACACUGACAGCAGCCUGGAGACCUCUGCAGGACCCUUGGGGUGUUGCAGGUGACUAGCCGCCUGCCUGCGUAACCCCAUGUUCUUCAGAAGGUGAAGAACCCAACAGAAAAGACCAAGUGAAAAUACAAGAAAAAAAAAACAGCAAAUGUUAAAAAAAAAAAAAGAAAAAAAU